AUGCAGCAACAAUUGACGCUGCUGCAGCAGCAGCAGCAGAAGGCGCUCGUGCCCGAGGCAGCAGCAGCAGCAGCAGCAGCAGCAGCUAGCCGAACACCAAGUAGCGACAGCAACGGUCAAGGGGCUCCCUUCGCGUCUCUGUACCGCGCAGCAGAGGAGCAGCAGCAGGAAGGCGUAGCAGCAGCAGCAGCAGCAGCAGGGGACCCUAUGCAGCUGCAGCUCGACGGUGUAUGUACACCGGAGCCUUCUCCAGCAGCAGCAGCAGCAACCACUCCAACUCCUGCUGCUGCUCCAACAGCAGCAGACUCUGCUGUGCAAGCAGCAGCCUUUGCGUCGGCGAAAUCCAUAAAGGAGGAGCAGCUGCAGGGGCAGCUGCAGCAGCAGCAGCUGCAGGAGCAGCUGGAGCAGCAGCAGCAGCUGCAGCAGCAGCAGCUGCAGCAGCAGCAGCUGCAGCAGCAGCAGCUGCAGCCCCAGCUUCACCAUCUGUCGACCUUGCAUGAUGUCAGCGGCGCCGCAGACCAGCUGCCCCUGGACCACCAGCUGCAGCAGCAGCAGCUGCAGCAGCAGCUGGAGCAGCAGCAGCUGCAGCAGCAGCAGCUCCACCAGCUGCAGCUGCAGCAGCUCGAGCAGCAGCAGCACGACAUGGUCUCCAUGUACCAAGUUGCGGGGGGAGUGGACGUCUCCUCGGCGCUGCUGCUGCAGCAGCAGCUGCUGCUGCAGCAGCAGCUGAAGCAGCACCAGCAGCAGCUGCUGCAGCAGCAGGACUACGGCGCCGGCGUCAAGGGGCUGCUGCUGCCGCAGCAGCAGCUGCUGCCUCCCCCCCCACACCCGCAGCAGCUGGACCAGCAGCAGCAGCAAGACCUGGAGCAGCAGCAGCAGCGAACAGCUCUGCCCAAAGUUGUGGGUGUGCGUUUUGACAAAGUCAACAAAACUUGGAGGGCCAGUUGGUAUGACCCCCAAACAAAGCGGCGAGUGGAGCGGAAGUUCUCUGUAAACAAAUUGGAGUGCCGGCAGCAGCAGGAGCAGCAGCUGGGGCUGCGCGACCGCAGCCUGCGGCGGACUCCAGCAGCAAGAAGUUUGGGGCCUUCGGACUUCGCCGUAAAACAAGAAACUCCCAGAACAGUAGUGGGCUUUUAA
Eimeria necatrix is the source of this 1137-nucleotide messenger RNA. RefSeq lists its product as hypothetical. The record is from RefSeq and is a predicted model, not a curated record. Bases 1 to 1137 code for a protein of 378 amino acids. Gene Ontology annotation, biological process: regulation of DNA-templated transcription. The transcript has 3 exons. Gene Ontology annotation, molecular function: DNA-binding transcription factor activity. NCBI's taxonomy places the organism in Eukaryota, Apicomplexa, Conoidasida, Eucoccidiorida, Eimeriidae.